AUGGAGGAAAGGGAAGAUAGAGAGGAUUUGAUAAGCAAAUUACCCGACUCUUUGUUAUCUGAGAUCGUCUCAUAUCUUCCGACGACAACGGAUAUUGUAAGGACUAGUGUUCUAUCCAAGAGGUGGAAAAGUGUGUGGCUUUCGAUUCCCAGGUUGCACUUGGACUCAUUCGAGUUCCAAGAUAUUUUUUUUGAAAAUAAAUCCCAGUUCCCAGAUUAUGAUGCUUUUUUGAGUUUUAUGGACAAGUUCCUAGAUUUCUCUAGAGAACAUAACUUGGGUUUGCACAGCCUCAAGGUAAGUAUCCUAGAGGAUGCGGGAAACGAGUGUGUCACGCGUUAUGCGGAAGACGAGUCUUGUAUCACGCGUUUGAGAAAAUUCCUGGCUAUGCCUCAACUUAAGCAUCUUGAUGUCGAGUGUCUUGCUGUGAAGCGUAAGUGUUUUCAAUCGAUGCCAGUGCCACUACUAAGGCUUAAUAUAUGUGAGAAACUCCUUUACUUAAGAUUCCAUUGCGUUCAUCUUGAUAAUUUUGUGGUGGCUUCUUCAUUACCCUGUCUCAAGACUAUGCGUUUAGAUCAUUGUUUCUAUUCCAAUGAGGCGAGUCUAGAGUCAUUUAUCUCAUCUUGCCGUGUUCUUGAAGAUUUGAGCAUUCUCGGAAGUUCCUUAACCAAGGUCAAUAUUCUUGGCGAUUUUCAAGUGAAGGAUGAUGUUGCCCGUAACUUUUUCACCAGUAUCUCGAUAGCUAGGGAUAUGAAGAUCUCUGUCAAGGCUUUCUCGUUCAUGAACAAGUUUGUGCCAUUAUCACAAUUUUGCAACUUGUCUUGUUUGGAAAUAGAGCUUUAUUCAUUCUACCUGAAAAAGCUGCUAACGUUUCUUGAAAGCUUUCCGAACCUUAAAUCCUUAAUCUUGGGUUUAGUUUGGUACCAUGGGAAAGAAAUAAGAAAUUCAUCGUCCCUUCCCAAGUGUUUGUUGUCAUCGCUUGAUAUUGUAGAGGUGAAAAGCACAUACGAGGCAGAUGAUUAUAUUACAAUGGAAGUAGCAAAGUUCUUCGUAGCGAAUUCAGUAGUCCUCAAGAAAGUUAUUGUGUCUUUCAGGUCUUCCUUGCGGAAACAAGAUUCCACCGUUGUAAGUGAUAUCCUUGCAUGGCCAAGGCGAUCUAGCUCAUGUAAAAUCGUAAUUAGAUAA
Messenger RNA from Camelina sativa (false flax), 1182 nucleotides. NCBI's taxonomy places the organism in Eukaryota, Viridiplantae, Streptophyta, Magnoliopsida, Brassicales, Brassicaceae. The record is from RefSeq and is a predicted model, not a curated record.